Messenger RNA from Sphaeramia orbicularis (orbiculate cardinalfish), 4556 nucleotides. RefSeq names its product wings apart-like protein homolog. The record is from RefSeq and is a predicted model, not a curated record. Bases 342 to 4106 code for a protein of 1254 amino acids. NCBI's taxonomy places the organism in Eukaryota, Metazoa, Chordata, Actinopteri, Kurtiformes, Apogonidae. The transcript has 20 exons.
UUGAUGCUAUCGCUGAGUCCAAUGGAAGCCUUCGUCGCAGCCCAGAGGAAACAAUCGAGUACGAUUUAGCGUCAAAACAGGAGCGGGUUUCAUCAGAUGGGGAUAUAAAGUGCGUGUGUUCUAAGCAGCGUGGCUCUGUAGUGCUCCCGGCUGUGGGCUGAAGCCGCUCUUUCGCCCUCAUCGCGCUGUGUUCGGCCUUGUUUAUACUGUGCGGGCCGGGGCAGCUCGGAUCAGGGAAGCAGGCCCGGUCCUGUGCCACUUUAACGGCCGCCUCGGGUCUCCAGUGGGUUUUGUGCGGAUCGGCCCUUUCACGCACCAAAGAAUAUGACCCAGAUGCAACAAUGACAUCCAGAUUUGGUAAAACCUACAGCCGCAAAGCAGGCGAGAGCACGUCCAAGUUCGACGAGGUUCUGUCCACCAAGAGAGGAACCCUCAGCACCAAAUGGGGCGCCACCACCUACAAGGCCAAGGUGGGCUCCAAGCGCAUGGGCGCUCCAAAGAAUGACUCUGUCCUGGAGGUUUCCAAGAGGCCUCGCACCAGCGGAGACGGCCUGGACGACCCCUUUGGUUUUGACAGUGAUGAGGAGUCCAAGCCGGUGUCAUCUCGAAGCGGCACCAAGUCAUCGCCCGCUAAACCAGCGUCGGCCGAGCCACCGCAGGCUCAGAGACCGGGCGGCACCGUGGACACAGCGAGCUGGUCCGGCCUUCAGGGAUGGUCCAACAACUCAGCGUCUUCUCGAGGAGCGCCAUGGCUGAACAGUGAAAAGAACCAGAGCAGAGCGGUGGACGCCGGACUCUUCUUCAACAGCAGCGCUAACAUCGGGAAGUCUCAGCAGAGCUCGUCAUCAUCGUCGUCCGAGAACCAGCACAGCUACUCAUGGUACCAAAACGCUUCAGAGAGCGACAGGAAGCCCCUGGCGCAGACCACCACCCUUAAAACUGGGUCUAAUGCCGACCCCACCUAUGACUGGGACGCUAUCAUGGGUCUUCGUCCGCCCUCGCCCAUUGAGGAACCACGUAACCCCGCCCCCACGCUUUGGGCUUCAACGGGCAGCUGUGACCUGGGUCAGAUUUUGGACCGGAAGCCGCCCUCGCCUCCACGGCUCCAGAUUCUCAGCGAAAACGAGGACCUCGGGGAUGACUCGGACUUCUUAGUUGAGACAUCGGACUAUUCACAGAUGUCAUCAUCUUCGUCUGUGCUCAGAAACUCAAACUGUCGGACGUACAGGAGGCCAAACAAACAGGGCUCUGGCAAAGCCUCGGACUCAGGGGGCUUUUCCAGCACCGUUUUUGGUGCAAAUCUUCCCAAAUCCACAUCUGAAGGUGGUAAUAAGACGACAGGAGGUGGACGGGGCAGGACGAGGGACUAUACGGUGCUCCACCCCUCUUCGAUGUCCAUGUGUAACGUCACCAUCCAUGACCGAGGGGUGGAGGAGCUCGGCGGAGACGGGGCGCCAUCUGGUGGCAGCAGUGGAGCUGGUUCUGGCAGCACCACGGAUCUGGGAGAGGCCGGAUGGCAACGGAAGAAGACGGAGCAGCAAAACACCAGCAGGUUCAGGCAGACCCAGACCAAGUCCAAGAAGAGCAGUAAGUUGGACCUGUUCGGAUUUGAAGACGCAGACCCUCAGCAGGACGAGAACAGCUCCGACAACGCUGACGGAUCCAAAUACAAGAUCAAGUACUUCGGCUUCGACGACAUGAGCGACAGCGACGGCGCAGAAGACGACGACGACGACGGCUCCAGCGACUGGAGGAAAGUCACGAGGGCCCCUGUCACCAAGGCGACGCCGGCGAUCACCAUCGAAGACACACCUGUAGAUGAACCACCCGAUCCCUUCGAGAGUCUGGAGCGAUGGACGGAGAGGACGACGAGUCUAGACAGACCGUCUGUUACGGAAAAUAAGAAGAACUUUGAGAGGCAGGAGAGCAGGAUACGAACAGACAUCCUGGACUUCUCAGAGGAUGGUCUCAGGGUCUUGGCUGGAGCUACGAGGAGACUGCCUCCAGGAAAACCUGCAGAGAAGAACCCAGACACCCUGAGGAGGAUCUUCAGCGCCCACAAGAAGUCUCCCACCAAAGCCGUGUACAACGCCCGACACUGGACGGUGGAGAGCGAAGAGGAGCCGCCGCCGCCAUUCUUCUCCAAGUCCCAGACCAACCCUACAGCCGCCUCAGCCGGAGGGCCGAGUAAAGAGUCAGCUGAUCCUCAGAAGGAUGAAGGUGUGUUCAAGGCCCCGCCCCCUCCUCCAAAGGUCACCAAGUGUGUGACGGUCCCGACUGACCCCUACCAGGACACCGUCACCACUCUGAAAUGUCACAAAGAGCACAAGGAGCUUUACACCGUGGUCCAACAUGUGAAACACUUCAACGAUGUGGUGGAGUUUGGUGAGAACCAAGAGUUCACUGAUGACUUUGAGUAUCUGGCCACGGGUCUGAAGAGCGGCCAGCCCCUGAACACCCGCUGCCUCAGUGUGAUCAGCCUGGCGACCCGCUGCGCCAUGCCCAGCUUCAGGAUGCACCUCAGGGCCAGAGGGAAGGUGGCUCAGGUCUUCAAGACCCUCAAUGACGCCCCACAGCAUCCGAACCUGGCUCUGUGCACGGCCUCCCUGAUGUACAUCCUCAGCAGAGACCGGCUCAACAUGGACCUGGACCGGUCCUGUCUGGACCUGAUGAUCCGCCUCCUGGAGCUGGACCAGGACCAGGGCUCCACUGUCGUGGUAGACUCCGCCGUUCAGCUGAGCGCCAGGGAGAUCGCCAAGAUGAAGGAGAAGAUCCGGAAGCUGUGUGACACGGUGCACAACAAGCACCUGGACCUGCAGAACAUUACGACGGGACAUUUAGCCAUGGAGACGUUACUGUCUCUGACGUCGAAGCGAGCAGGAGACUGGUUCAAAGAGGAGCUGAGGCUGCUGGGAGGCCUGGACCACAUCGUAGAUAAAGUGAAGGAAUGUGUGGACAACCUGAACCGGGAGGACGACAAGGAGAAGCUGGUGUCGUCUCUGUGGGGAGCGGAGAGGUGUUUACGGGUCCUGGAGAGUGUGACGGUCCACAACCCAGAGAACCAGAGCUACCUGAUCGCAUACAAGGACUCAUCACUCAUCGUCUCCAGCGCAAAGGCGCUGAGGAGGUGUGAGCAGAUGAUUCAGCGUUACAGUCGUGAGAUGAGCUCGGACUGGGCGGCGGUGGGGAAGGCGGUGGAGGACUGCAUGAGGGCCAUCAUCGGAGUCCUGCUCAACCUGACCCACGACAACGAGUGGGGCAGCACUAAGACCGGAGAACAGGAGGAUUUAAUAGUGACGGCUCUGAACUGCGUCCUCAAAGUCCCUCAGUAUCUGCCGCAGGAGCAGAGGUUCGACGUCCGGGUCCUGGGUCUGGGUCUGCUCAUUAACCUGGUGGAGUACAGCGCCAGGAACCGCUACUGUCUGAUGGAGAUGGAGAUGGAGGAGGGUCAGGGUCCGUGCGACUCCACCGUCCUGCUCGGCCCUCCGCACCAGGACGUGUGCGGCACCGGUCCUCUGAGCGCCAUCGCCGCCCUCGUACAGGUGUGUUCCGGCCGCAACCCGGACCAGCGGGUCCGUCCUGGUGGGUCUGUCCCGGUGUCCCGCGGACCCUUUAACCUCUGUCUGUCUCGUCCUCAGCUGUUCCUCCAGAGGGAACGCGCCGCCGUCCUGGCCGAGGCGCAGACCGACGACCUCAUCAAGGAGGCGCCCAAAGCCUCGCUGGACCAGAGCGGCGAGUGGCAGGAGGAGGGCGGGGAGAUCCAGUGGGUCGCCAACGACAACGAGGCCAACAAACAGGACGACGGCAAGAAAAAGGAAAAAGACGACGAGGACGAGGAGCUGGACCUCAACAAAGCUCUGCAACAUGCAGGGAAGCACAUGGAGGACAGCAUCGUAGCCUCAUACACAGCACUGCUGCUGGGCUGUCUCUGCCAGGGAAGCCCGAUGAAUGUGACUACUGUGAGAGAAAACCUGCCUAAAGGAGACUUCUCCAUCAUGACAGAAAUGCUGAAAAAGUUCCUCAACUUCAUGAACCUCACCUGUGACGUGGGCACCACAGGACAGAAGUCCAUCUCCCGGAUCAUCGACUACCUGGAGCACUGCUAGAGAGAAGCUUGUCACACAACACACACACACACACACACACACACACACACACACACACACACACACACAUACACACACACACUCCUCAGAAGUUUACAGCUUUAUUGUCGGUCUGGUCAGUGAAUGCAGCGCGUUCUGUACAUAGAUCCUGUACAUAGAUUGGAAUCCUCACGUAGGAGCGAAGGCUGAUGGGUAACGGGGUGGGGGGUGGGGUGGGGUUGUGGGCUGGAUGUGGGAGGGGUUAAAUUUAGCCGGUUAGACUCUACUUUUGUGAAUGGGACUCUAUUUUUCCUUUUGUACGUCUUUUCUGGCUGGUGUUGGACAGACGGACUCAGAGCUUCUUAACACGACAAAAACCUGCAGGAAAACUUGAUCUUUGUACCAGUUUCAGACUGAUGUCUUUGGUUACCUGUACAUAAUUUUAAAAAAUAAAAGUUGCUACUUUCAGUA